Molecule: messenger RNA, 4076 nt
Organism: Mastomys coucha (southern multimammate mouse)
Lineage: Eukaryota; Metazoa; Chordata; Mammalia; Rodentia; Muridae
Product: double homeobox protein B-like
Exons: 6
Coding region: 1642-2706 (354 amino acids)
Molecular function (GO): DNA binding
Source: RefSeq, a predicted model, not a curated record
UGACUGUUCCUUGUUUUCAGAGUCCCAGAGUAGCCUAGUCUCAAACAAUAGGUCCUUUCUCGGCUAGGCAUCUGGUAUUGCACUCCUGAAGCACCGGGUUGGGUAGGAGUUUGGAUGCAGGGAUUGGAUGCAAGAUUUCUUUUCCGCAGCUAAGGGGCCCCACCGGAGGAGGCAUUAUCUCCCCUCCCCCCACUGGAUUAAGGCUUGCGAGUACUGUGGGUUUAUCCUGCAGCUGGGGCUGCCAGUCUUUUGUCAUCAAGGCUGACAGGCUUACGAGUGGUUGGGGCUCCAGCUCUUCCUUCCCCCUGCGGGAAUUGGGACUGCAGAUUGCUUCCGCCUGCCCUUGCCUUAGCCUUUCUGUUUUCCCAUCCUUUUUCAUCUGUCCUGUCACCUCUUUCUGAUGCUCUUUCUUUCUUUCUGUCCCGGGGAUAUGGUCUGUUCUUUGUUAUCCUGACUCUUCUAUAUCGGAGUUGAAUGGAGGAAGCGUCCAAUCCGCCAUCUUACCCCAGAAAGCAAAUAUUUUCUCUUCUGAUACAGUGGGGAAGUGGGUAUGUGGAGUGGGGAGAGGAGGAGACUACGAAGAGGACGAGGUAGUAUCAGUGGGACACCAAGUUGCUGCUGGAGAGAUGUUUUCCACAUCCUUCAGUUUCAGAUGCGAUUGCCCUAAUUAGGUAAUUUUUGCUGCCUGACUGAAACACUCAGGCUAGAUCCCUGACUCCCGUAAUUUGCAAAUACAUAGGGGGUUGAGGGGCUACUGGGUCUUUCCUUGCUUUACCAUCUGGGUAAGAUCCUGUGGGUCUAGAUAGUAUUUUUCCACACACAUAUCUUUUCGUUAGUUUAAUCACGUGGCUUUUUUUUUUUUAACUAACAGUCAUAUCAUACACAGAUAAACUCCAUAAAGGUAAAUGAAUGCAACUGUUUGCACUUAGCUACGGAGGCUCCCAGGGUUGUUUUUUUUGUUUUGUUUUUGUUUUUGUUUUUUGUUUUUUGCUUUUAUUUUCUUAAAUAUUUUUUAAGUAAAAACAACAAUGUAUUUUAUCCCAAGCCACAAGGUUAUAUCUGUCAAAAAAAUAUAUUUUUAACAUUACAUGCAUAUGAAAUGUGAGUUUUGGUUACAGCCAAUAGAAAAUUGGCAAUAUUAAGGGGUCAGCAAGCAAUUUUUAAAACAUUAAUGUCUGACUAUAAUGUAAAACAUACUAAAAAACUCAAUGGUGGAAUGGACCCCCUGUGGUAAAUUUCCUAGGGUUGGUGGAGAUGUGUGAUUAAAUGGAUCAUCACCUCUACAGGUUUUUACUCACCUAGAAGGAAAGCCUGACACACCUGUGAGCGAUUCUCUUGAUUAGGUUAAUAAGGUGAGAAGGCCCACUUUCAAAACCAGCUACUCCAUUCCUGGGACAUGGUGCUUGGGGUUUGGACUGAAUGGAGAAGUUGCUCUGAGCAGUGGUACCCUUGGCUGUCUUCCUCCUGACUUCGGAAACAAUGUGACCAGCGGCUUCUGGCUCCUGCUGCCUUGACGUCCCUGCAUGGCGGACUGUGCCCUGGAACUGUAUUACGAAAUGGGAGGGCCACUCUGGGCCUUCCUACAUCCUGUGUCUCUGUGAACAGCUCUCUUGGGCCUCUUGGGAUCCAGGUGGCUGCAGCAUGGAUCUAAGCUGCACUACUGGCCUGCUGGAAAAAGAAGCCCGGAGAAGGAGAAUUAUUCUAAACCAGAGUCAAAAGGACACUCUUCGAGUGUGGUUUGAAAAGAAUCCCAAUCCCGAUCUAGCUACCAGGGGACAUCUGGCUAAGGAACUCGGCAUCUCUGAGUCUCAAAUUAUGACUUGGUUUCAAAAGCACAGAAAAAUACGGAAGCAAGUCGAGUAUGCAUGUUGCUCUGAAGAAAGCCAAGAGCAGGGACAAGAUAGAACUCAAGUUAAAGAAGCUAGAAGGAGCAGAACACAUUUCACAAAGUUCCAGACUGAUGUUCUAAUUGAAGCUUUUGAGAAGAAUCGAUUCCCUGGGAUCGUUACCAGGGAAAAGCUGGCUCAGCAAACAGGCAUCCCAGAAUCCAGAAUUCAUAUAUGGUUUCAGAACCGGAGAGCACGGCACCCAGACCCAAGACAGAACGCUCAGGCAACUCCUCAUCCGCCCCAGAGCAGCCAGAGCCCUGCCCAGAAGCCUGCUGGUCAACUUGCUCCUCCCCAAACUCUCCCCAGCAGCUGUUCAGUUAUACUGCCUCUUUCUCCACCCCACACGCCAAAUGGUCCUUUGGAUCUCUCUAAGGGCUGUCAGAAGCAGUUACCAGGGACCACACUACCACAGCCCUCCCAGGUUGUGCAGCGGAGGGGUGAUGAUCAAAAUCCCCCGCUGUUUAUUGGUCACUUAUCACCAGCAAAAACUCCAGGUGAGGAGAGCUUCCAUACCCAGCCUCCUUUACGGCUCCUAAUCCAAAACAGAGGGCGUAAUCCCAGUGAGAACAGCGGUUUGACUGAACCACCCUUAGAAAAUUCUACUGAGGUUGCAGAUGUCAAUCAACACUACCGGAAACGGGACCAAAAUGAUUCUACCUUUCUCCAACACUGGGACGAAUGGUUCCAAUCCAUGCUUGCUGAAUGGAUGCCUGACAAAGAGUACUGGUCUGAGAAAGCUGAGUUGCAUCCGUGGCACGUGCAGCUACAGCAGCUUGCCAGUGUGACUCAUCAAGCAGACCAAAUUCCACAGCAGUAGAUUUAAGCCUCAAGCCUUUUCUGUUAAUUCCUCUUGAACACAGAUUUUCAGGAAAGGAAUCCUUUCUUUCAGCAUCUAGGUCCCCACAUGGAUCCCGUGCAUGGCUCUGAGAGCUUCUCAAUAGAGUUUCAGGUUUUUCACUCGGAGAGAAGUACAUCAGUGAUGCAGAUUCAGGAGAACCAGUCCUUGGGCGUGAAAUCAGUGGGUAUAUUGAAGAAUAGAUAUGCAGAAUUGCGGAACAAGUUCAAGUUAAUAGGUGCAUAAACCACAUGGACACAUAAAGAAUAAAAAUUAUUUUUAUUCUUAAUUUAUUCUUGAGAUCUGACCUCACUGUUAUUCUCGCUGGUCUUGAGCUCCUGAGCUUAAGUCAAUCUCCCGCCACAGCCUCCUAAAUAGUCGGCACAACAAAUAUAUCCCUCCGUAUCCAUCUUGGUUUUAAUUUUAAUUCUGUUUUGGUUUUUUUCGUUUUGUUUGUUUGUUUGUUUUAAUUUCACAUUUUCAUUUACCAUCUGUUAUGUUUCAAAUCUGAAGUGUCUCUCACAGGUCCAUGUUUUGAAAUCUUGCCUCUCAGCCGAUGGUGCUGUUUGACUCUGUGGAGGUUUUAGGUGGCUCCUGACAGGCAGAUGUAGGUCAGGGUGGUACCUUGAAAGUUAUACCUACUAUGUGAACAGCAUGCACUGCAGGUUCCCAACGUGUAGACAGACUCAUGUCACCAUGCCUCUCUGUGACAGUGGACUAAAACAUUCUGAAAAGAAUCCAAAUAAACACUCGGCUGUCAAGUUGCUUCUGGUAGAUGUUUUGGUCACAGCGAGUUAAAAGUAGCUAAUACUUACUGGUUACCAGUCACUCAGUGCUAACUAGAUGCUUAUUCCUAACUGGUACGAAACUUCAGUCACUUGAGUCACUUGAACAACCAUAACAAUGCCACAGAUGGAAUGUCUCCAACUUGCAGAAAAUGUAUAUCUUCAGAGCUGUAGAGCCCCAGUCGGCAGGUGCCUACAGUUCUUGGGGAUCUUUACUGCUUGGGGAUUUCUGAGUUCUCAGUCUCAUGUAACUUUUGCUUUGUGCACUCUUUUUUUUUUAAUAUUUAUUUAUUUUAUGUAUGUGAGUAUAUUGUCACAGUCUUCGUCUCUUCUCGGCUUUUAAAGGCCCUACACAUAUGAGCUCUCUUAACAUUGGUUACAUAUUUAAAGAUCUUAUCUGUAGGUGCAGCCCCUUUGCUGUUGAGACUUCAGCACCUGCUUGGCCCCUACUGAAUGCUACUGAACACUGUAACCUCCAAUUUUCUCUUUCCUUACCCUCUGCUAACCACAAUUCUAUUAUGUGUAUAUAGUGUGGGGGGCGAAAGAGGGAGGCCAGAGGUCAAAGUC